Heterobilharzia americana is the source of this 683-nucleotide messenger RNA. The record is from the annotation of a GenBank genome assembly. NCBI's taxonomy places the organism in Eukaryota, Metazoa, Platyhelminthes, Trematoda, Strigeidida, Schistosomatidae.
UAAGUGUAAUAAAACAAUUUUCCGACAGUUUUACGACUGACCUGCCUUCAAUCGAUAUCUUGAACCAUGGUCCUCCUAAUUCUCAGUUGCAAAAUAUUGAAGAAAGUCAGCGACGUCGCCUUACCCAGUUAAUGCGUCAUGAUCGUCAGGUUGAUCAUCUUAGACAACAAAGAGCCAGUGAGGCUGUUGAACGACGUAUGCGAGCAGAAGCCAGGGAGCGCAAAUUCCAGCUUGUCAGAGUUCAAAAAUAUUUUGACGAGUUUGUCCGUGAAUUUCGUCUCAAAAAGCUGGGCAAGAUUAAUGCUGACGAACAGAUAUUUCGACGGUUUUUUCAACAAUUUAUACAACGUCAGAAAGAAUAUCUUUGUGAAAUACGAAAACUGGAACGUGAAGAGCAAUUGGAGAAAAGAGAAGAAAAACGCAAGAUCAUGGAAACGCUAGAACAUGAAUAUCGCAUUCGCUUGGAAUUGUUGAACGAAAACAUAAAAAAGGAACGAGAAGAGCAUUCACUACGCAUGCGUGAGGAGCAAAAGAUACUGAAGAAAAGUAAACGGGACCUACGUCGUCGACUUGAAUUAAAUUUACGUCAGACGCAAGAAGCAUUUCUAAACAAUAAAGAUAGUGCAUAUUUCAGAGAACAAGAAGCAAAAAAGCUUUUGAUGAACAAUGACAACUUAAUGUAA